This is a messenger RNA of Erpetoichthys calabaricus (reedfish), 908 nucleotides long. Its product is annotated as lithostathine-1-beta-like. The record is from RefSeq and is a predicted model, not a curated record. The coding region runs from base 16 to 669 and encodes 217 amino acids. The transcript has 3 exons. NCBI's taxonomy places the organism in Eukaryota, Metazoa, Chordata, Cladistia, Polypteriformes, Polypteridae.
UGGAUAAACAGAAGAAUGACCUGGAGCAGUGCACAGAACUACUGUCAAGAGAACUACACAGACCUGGCCAGCAUUAGAAAUGAGAGUGAAAAUAAUGCAGCAAUGGAGAAAAUACAAAACAUUACCUCCUGGAUUGGUCUGUUCAACAACCCCUGGAAGUGGUCUGAUGGGCAGGACUUCACAUUUCAAAACUGGACACUUCAACAAGCAAACAUAUAUCAGAACAAUGAAACCUGUGUCAAAGUAACAAACAAUGGAGACUGGAAGGCAAUUGAUUGUAAAACUCAGGAGCCCUUCAUCUGCUCAGACACUAUCAUGAAUGUCACCUUUAUAAAUAAAAGUUCAACUUGGGAAGAAGCUAUGGAUUACUGCAGAGAAAGGAAUUCUAAUCUCAUCAGCAUCUCAUCUCAGGUGGAGCAGGACGCAAUAGCUGCACUGGUGAACACCACCAAUUCAACCAAUGUGUGGCUGGGGCUGAGGCAGAGCCGCCUGUUUGGAUUCUGGUUCUGGAUUGAUGAAAAGCCUUUGAGUUAUGAGAAGUGGGUCCAUGGACCUCCCUCACAGCUCCCUGCCUCCAGCCCCUGUGCCGCUAUGUCUCAACAAAACAAUUUCAGUUGGAUUAAUGUUUCUUGUUCAGAGACAUACUCGUUCAUUUGUAGAUAUAAAUAAAACAUAAUAUCUGUUUGCAGUGCUUUUAUUAUUAUUUACUUUUACAUAAACAGCUUUUGCCAAUAUUUUACUCUGUUGUUGAACCCGGUUUGAGGCUGUUAUCUCUGGAAGAGAUACAUUAGUGAGUGUGAGUGAAAAUGUGGCCUGCAUUAGACUGAUAUUCAAUAUGGGGAUGGCAUCUGUUUCCACACUUCUGUUGAGUUUGGCACUGGGUGAAGGAUACCUGAAUGGUAAUGAAU